Molecule: messenger RNA, 1347 nt
Organism: Nakaseomyces glabratus
Lineage: Eukaryota; Fungi; Ascomycota; Saccharomycetes; Saccharomycetales; Saccharomycetaceae
Gene: GDI1
Product: Gdi1p
Biological process (GO): protein transport; vesicle-mediated transport; small GTPase-mediated signal transduction
Cellular component (GO): cytoplasm
Molecular function (GO): Rab GDP-dissociation inhibitor activity
Source: RefSeq, a predicted model, not a curated record
AUGGAUCAAGAAACCAUUGAUAGAGAUUACGACGUCAUUGUCCUAGGGACAGGUAUCACAGAGUGUAUACUGUCUGGUCUCUUGUCUGUUGAAGGAAAGAAAGUGUUGCACAUAGACAAGCAAGACCACUAUGGUGGUGAAGCUGCCUCUAUCACUCUUUCUCAACUGUACAGCAAGUUUAAGCAGAAUCCAUUAUCUAAGGAGGACCGUGAGGCUAAGUUUGGUAAGGAUAGGGACUGGAAUGUUGAUCUGAUCCCCAAAUUUUUGAUGGCCAAUGGUGAAUUGACUAACAUACUGGUACACACUGAUGUUACUAGAUAUGUUGAUUUCAAGCAAGUUUCUGGCUCCUAUGUGUUCAAGCAAGGUAAAAUCUACAAAGUGCCUGCCAAUGAAGUAGAGGCAAUCUCAUCGCCAUUGAUGGGUAUCUUUGAGAAACGUAGAAUGAAGAAGUUCUUGGAAUGGAUUAGCUCAUACAAGGAGGAUGACAACAGCACUCACCAAGGUUUGGAUCUAGACAAGAACACUAUGGAUGAAGUGUACUAUAAGUUCGGUCUAGGUAACUCGACAAAAGAAUUCAUUGGUCACGCCAUGGCUCUAUGGACCAAUGACGACUAUCUACAACAACCAGCAAGACCAAGUUACGAAAGAAUCCUUCUGUACUGCCAAAGUGUGGCCCGUUACGGUAAGUCGCCAUACCUGUACCCUAUGUACGGUUUAGGUGAACUACCACAAGGGUUUGCACGUUUAUCCGCUAUCUACGGUGGUACGUACAUGCUAGACACACCUAUCGAGGAAGUGCUAUACAGCGACACAGAUAAGAAGUUUGCCGGUGUCAAGACCAAGCUAGGUGAGUUCAAGGCUCCAUUAGUGAUUGCUGAUCCAACCUAUUUCCCUGACAGAUGCAAGUCUACUGGUCAAAGAGUGAUCAGGGCAAUUUGCAUACUAAACCACCCAGUCCCUGGUACAGGCAAUGCUGACUCUUUACAGAUCAUUGUCCCACAAAGUCAAGUCGGUAGAAAGAACGAUAUAUACAUUGCCGUCGUCUCUGAUGCACACCAAGUCUGUUCCAAGGGUCAUUACUUGGCCAUCAUCUCCACUAUAAUCGAGACUGACAAGCCACACAUAGAAUUGGAGCCAGCUUUCAAGCUGUUGGGCCCUAUUGAGGAGAAGUUCAUGGGCAUUGCCGAGCUAUUCGAACCAAAGGACGAUGGAUCCAAGGACAACAUCUUCCUGUCCAGAUCAUACGACGCUUCUUCUCAUUUCGAGUCCAUGACCGACGACGUUAAGGACAUAUACUUAAGAGUGACUGGUCACCCAUUAGUCCUAAAGAAAAGAGCAGAAGAAUGA